UUUGUUUAGUAUGUAUCUCUCAAGCAACAUUGCCAAAAUAAUUACGUUUUCUUUUUCAGUCUUCCGAUCUGGAUAAUUUUCCAACGAUAAGCACUACAUGUUUUAUCGGCAAAAAGAAGGCACUGACCGUAAUUCCCACAGAUCCGCAUAUUUCCGAUGUCUCAGAUGACGAUUUCAGUGACGGAGAAAAUAUUUCCCAAACAAAUGAGCUUAACGAUGCAGAAGUGCCUUCAGCACUUGACAACAUUGCAGUUACCAUUGAGUAUUUUACAAAGUUUUUUCAUUUGAUCUAAUC
Messenger RNA from Acanthoscelides obtectus, 295 nucleotides. The record is from the annotation of a GenBank genome assembly. NCBI's taxonomy places the organism in Eukaryota, Metazoa, Arthropoda, Insecta, Coleoptera, Chrysomelidae.